Neofelis nebulosa (Clouded leopard) is the source of this 793-nucleotide messenger RNA. RefSeq lists its product as uncharacterized. The record is from RefSeq and is a predicted model, not a curated record. The transcript is spliced from 4 exons. Lineage: Eukaryota; Metazoa; Chordata; Mammalia; Carnivora; Felidae. The coding region runs from base 1 to 690 and encodes 229 amino acids.
AUGGUGGUGCCGCCGCCGCCGCCCUCCUGCCAGCCCAGCUGGCGGACCUCGGGCUGGAAUUCAGGGAGGGGAGAUCCCCGAGCCGCCUCCACCGACCCCGCCCCGGGGCCGCUCACGUCGGUUCCGGGGCGGAUUACCCCUCUCCUAACGGCGCGGCACUGCGGCUCCGGGAGCCGGGAGAGGGGGAGGGGUCGGAGGCCACGGGUCCAGAAACCGUUACUGGGAAGGCAAGUGGGCUGCGGCAGCCCUGGGCUGGGUGGGGCCGGGGUGGUCGAACCCGAGACCCGCGUGGGAGUUGAGGUGCGCGAGGCUGGUGUCCUGGCUCGCGGAAGCCGGCGGAGCAGGGGCCCGGGAAGGGGCGCGCGAGCCCGGGGGACGGUAACCGCUGCUGCACGGGGAUUGCUCCGGGCCCUCUCAGAGCCUUCUCCCUCAAGGGCACUCUCAGGGAUCCACCAGAGCCCUAAAAACCGAAGCCUCUGGAACCUAUAUCCUCCCUCUGUCCGUCUCGCCCCAGAAUCUUCCCUGCGUCCUCCUCGCCCCCUCCCUCCUGCAGAUAUUUCUCUUACCACCUGGGCAGCUGGGCAGUUGCCCCACCGUUUUGAACAAAGUGGAGCUAUGAAGCCAGAAACCUACAACGAUGUCCUGCUGGAGCUUGGCUUCAACCAGGGGCCUUCUCCACCAAGAACCUAGAAGAGUAGAGGAAAAAAUUACCUUUCCUUCCCUACAUAUGUUAUCUGUUGAAAUGUUGAAAAAUACAGAAAACAAAUGAAAAAAAUAAAACAGUGACUACCGA